This is a messenger RNA of Myzus persicae (green peach aphid), 2065 nucleotides long. Its product is annotated as zinc finger protein 699-like. The transcript has 6 exons. Bases 1442 to 1825 code for a protein of 127 amino acids. The record is from RefSeq and is a predicted model, not a curated record. Lineage: Eukaryota; Metazoa; Arthropoda; Insecta; Hemiptera; Aphididae.
CAUUUUUUUCUAUUUGCUUAUAAAAAUUGAUUGGAUAAUGUAAUUAAAAAAGCACGCUGUUGCAAUGGUAAAGUUUUUCUUUAAGGUCCCCACACACUGCCGAGGUGGCGGUAAAAUGAGUCCGGACACAAUUUACCGCCGCCGCUGCAGUGUGUGAGGACCUUAACGUGUUGUGAAAAUUUGGUAGUUUACAACAAAUAUGAUGCGAGAAAAGUUGUCCGGUCCAAAACAGUUUUUGCUAUGAUGUACACCUGUAAGACGGAGACAAUUAAUACAUGCGGGUGUGCCGUCCUCUUAAUCAAUAGAAUAUCUAUUAUCUACUAUACUACCCAACUGUAAUAGCAUAAUAAUUUAUAUCUUAUGGUUUUGCUUUGACGUCUUUAUCCCACGUCUUAGCCAUUUCUAUUUGCUACACCAAAAAUAUUGAUUGGUAAUAAUAAUGUAAAAAUAAAUUGUACUUUUGGCUAUACUGUUUUUCACCCACGUGCUCGAUAACAAGUAAUGCUAUCAUAAAUGAUACAAAUAAUAACAAUAAACAUUAAACAAUUAUAAUAUUAUCAUUACUGAACGUACUUACUAUCUAGAUUGAUAGUGUAUAAGUUAGUCUGUUCGUGCUCCGUUGACCGUUCGUGCCUUGUGGUUACUAAGUUUCUACUUCUUAGUUAACUUUACUACUUUACUGUUUACCACCGUCUGCCCGCCUGGAAAGUGUCUACCUAUUAUAAUUAUUGUUACAUUCUGUGUUACUGUUUCUAAGUUAUAAUUUACUGUUUAAAAUCUUUCACAAAAUAUUAAUUUGUAAAAUAGUGUUCAUGGUAUUAUAUAUUUUAACUAUGAUAUAAAAUGUUGAUAUAUAAGUACACUACCUCAAGAAUACUAAUUUCAAAAUCCAAGUCAAGGAAUAUUUAAUUUUAUACCUGUUUUCUUUUUUUGUUUUUAAAUAUUAUAAUGAUUUUAGUAAAUUGAGUUUUCAUUCAAUAAUAAUCCAUCUCGGUGAAAUUAUUAACGAUUACCUAUUUUUUACGUAAUUGAUAAAUGCCCCAUUUUAAUGUUAAGUAUAUUUUGAAUUGUAAUGUGUUUAGUGUUAGAGAUUAAUAUUGCUGCAACAUUGAUUCAGUGUAAUAAUAGUGUGGUACAUUAUUUUAAAAUUCUUGUACAAUUUAAACUAUUAAUAGCUUACAAAUUGUUAUUCCUGGUGAGUUUUUCAUAGAAAAAGCUAAUAUUAAAAUAUUAACAAUGUUAUAUUACAUAUAUAACUAACUAAUCCCGUGCACUUUGCUGCACGUUAAAAAUGCCAACUCUAUAUGAGACUCGAUGGUGAUGAUGCGAGCAGUAUAUUAUGUCUACCUACUGUGGAUUGAGGACUCCGCUUGAUGAUAAAUCGAUAUAAUAACAGUGCUAAACAGAAAUAUUUUGGUGAAGAUGCAUUUAAGUGUACUCAAUGUGGGCGUACAUAUCGUCGAAAGAAAAAUAUAUUUGGAUUCAGAAUGAUGGAAAGUUGUAUAACUGCCCAAACAAGAACUGUCACCGCAAUUAUAAAACUAAGCCAGGCUUAUACAACCAUUUAAAAUAUGAAUUUAUGCCAUUAUUAUUUAACCCAAAAUCUGGAAGAAUGAACAAAUACCCCGGUCCAUCUUCAGAUGGUCUUUUUUAUUGUACAAACCAAUGUGGAAAAAAAUAUAAAUCUAAACAAGCUAUCAGUGUUCAUAUGCGUUAUGAGUGCGGUGUGAAACCCAAGUUUUACUGUUCAGAAUGUAACAAAUAUUUUAAACAACCGGUUAGCUUCAAAGCACAUCAAAUGAAUGUCCACAAUCUAAUAGUUUGACAAUUGAACUUGAAAGUUGUAUUUUUUAUCUAUCAUCCAAGAUGAAGUAAUUUUAUUCAGACAUUUUUUUGCUGUUGUUUAUUCCAUUUACCACGUUAUUCGUGUGAGAAAUGUGGUAAUUCAUAUAAAUAUAAAGCAAACCUCCGUAGACAUGAAAUAUAUGAAUGUGGUAUUGAGAAAAUGUUCAUUUGUACAAUUUGUGAACGUAGAUUUCAUCAAAAAUCUAAUUUAAAUAGGCAC